This is a messenger RNA of Wasmannia auropunctata (little fire ant), 4182 nucleotides long. RefSeq lists its product as uncharacterized. The transcript is spliced from 3 exons. Bases 760 to 2250 code for a protein of 496 amino acids. The record is from RefSeq and is a predicted model, not a curated record. Lineage: Eukaryota; Metazoa; Arthropoda; Insecta; Hymenoptera; Formicidae.
CAUAAACACACACCGAUCGGUCAUUUGUAAUCCGUGGCCGUCCGGACCAGUUUCGUUUCGUUCCGUUCCGUGAUCGCUCCGGUCGAUUUCUCGUCGCCCGUGAAACCCGAGAAAAUCCCGCCGAGUCGCCUACCACGAGACUCCGAGAGUCGUCGCCGCCACUCUCCGCGCGUCGUGGUGCAAUUUUUUCGUCGAAGCGUCCGUGGAAAGCGGCCGGCCGCUGGCGCGCGUCUGCGCCUGCGUACGCGCUCGCAUUCAUCGUCAGCCCAUCUCGCCGUACGCCGUACAAUACAACUACGGUCGGUCAGCGGUUGUAUGGCGUCCUGCGUAGUACGUACGUGCGCUUGAACUCUCGACCGGAGCCGUUCGUCCCGCUCUCUCGUGCACGAGAUACCCGGCGCCCGCAUUCGUUACGGCGAGAUCCACGUCGCGAAUAGUCGGCCGCGACGAGAGUAAGAAAGGGCGACUAUUAAUAUUUGUGAGCGGUGGAGGAGAGCUUGCGGCAGAAGAGAGAGAGAGAGAGAGAGAGAGAGCGUGCGUAUGCGUGCAUGAUUGCUGUGUGUAUGGUGAGAGAGAGCGCGAGAGGAGAGCGAUAGUAAGGAGCAAGAUUAAACUUGCCGUACGUUAAGUGGGGGCUCUCACGCGGGCUUGUUGCGUUCGCACGCAAGUAAGAUCGCAAUAAGACGAAAUAAAAAAAAAAAGGGCGGGGAGUUAACCGGGUGCGACUAAUAGGGCACGCCGCUAAUCGCUGUCGUGGCCAUGGGUAAGACGCCAAAGAAGGCGGCCCCUGGGGGCGAUGAGAGGAAUUUGUACGUUCGGAGGCUCAAGGCAACGACCGUGCCGUCGAGAGCUUCUGAAUCUAGCUUGCCCGAGAGACAGCGCGAGUCCGAGGCGUCGAACAGGCCAAAACUGGUUGGAAUACAGAAGAGAAUAAUACCGCCUGGACCAGGAAAACAUUUUAAGAGCAAACUUCGCCCUCCAACAAAAAUUGAACAACAUCAAACAGCAAAGCAAUUUAAAGUACUAAUGAAAAAUCCAGAAACAAAAAGUACAGACAUGCAGCCAGGAUCGGACGAAGCUGAAGUCAAAUUGAAUGUUUCAAUUCAAAAAGAAAAUGUUACGGAAGAGAACAACAAAACUGUUGAAGCUGUUGAGAAUAAGGAAGGAUAUAUUGAACAUACCUUCGAACUGGUGUCAAGCGGACAACUUCAAACAUCUGCGAAACCUAUCCAGGAGGUAAUAUUUGUGGAGAACGUUACUGUUUCCCAAGAAAAAGAAGGAGUCGUAGGAAGUGUUAAUGCUGAAACCAAAGAAGUGGAAGAUCAAGAAGGUGACAUCAAAAUAAUAUUUGAAUCUGAACAAAUUUCCAUAAAUAAUGGAGAAGAAAAAUUGGACGAUAAACAUCCGAAGGACAAGGGUAAAGGAGAAGAAUUACCUCCGGUACCAGAGGAAAUGAAGAACGGUAACGGUAUAAAUGAAAACGAAGAGAUGCAGAGCGAAAUUUCUGUCGACAACCAAAGCUGCUCGGUCGACAUCGUUGAAUCCACAACAUCGGAAAUAUCCGAAUUGUCGGAAUCCGUUAGUCAGAAUGACACACAGAAGGACAAGGAAAGAAUUGACGAUACCAUGAACGAUGCUUCAUUCGUUUCUUACGAUUCAACUAUAAUGCUGAAAGAUGUACAGAUCAGACUCAACGAUUGUCUGAAAGACAAUUCGAAGCUUUAUGACGUAAGUAACACGGACGAUAUGCCGAAUCAACUGUUAAAGGACUUUUCGUUUGGAAAGACGCUGAGAAACAUCUCGGGAAGACAUUCCAUCGGUCGAAUGCGUCACGUUACUUUCCGUGAGAAAAGGAUAUCGCCGAAUAGUUCUCUCUUUGUGAAUACAUCAGCUAUGUCUAUGCCACAGGAUGAGGGAACGGAAUCUAAACAUUUACAUUAUGGCAGCGGUUUAUUGUCCGACAGUUUCUCUACGAACGGUAGCCCAUUAGACAGAAAACGUAGAAUUGAAACGGAGAAUUGGGGCUCGGCGAAAAAACAGAAAUCGGACGAAGAGAGCAGUAGUAUAUUGAAUACGUCUAUAAAUCUAUUGAAAAGUCUGCGCAUACCUAUGCAGGUAUCCUCCACGCCGAAAGCCACACCUUGUAAGUUUGAAACCAAGUUAGACAUUAGCGGAGUAAAAGAUGAUGACAAUAAAAUGACGGCUGAACCAACUGCAGAGAGUACAAAGAAAUGGUGUGUCAUCAUGUAAACUGUCGUGACAGUCAAAGUAUCAUUAUACGAAAAAAAAAACAUUUUUAUAUUUUCGGAAAAAGUACCAAAAACUAUACAAUCAGAAGUAUUGCUUUUUAGCUUUUACUGGUAGAUAAUUUCUCUUCUAAUCGAUUGAAAAUAAUUGCAUCAUUAUUUUGUUAUUGUUCUUACAAUUUUCUCUACCAUAUAUAUUUGUUCUAUAACUUUCGGAAAUUUAUUUGCGAUAUUAGGAUAUACAAUGUAUAUUUUCAAUAAUUAAAUUAGACGAAUUCCAUGCGCUGUUUCCACCGUGUAGAUUGCUGAAACUAUUGUAGUGUGUAAUUUUUCGAUGUCAAUUUUGGGAUAAGGUUAUCUAGAAAGGAACAAAUAAAUUAGAUAAGAAAAGUACAAUUUUAUUAACUUUUGACACGACUAUUUUACAAAUAAAGACUUGAUUCUAUGAAAUGUACCAACAUUUAAUACGGUAUAAUAUAAAAUGAUUAAGCCCGCAUGUACAGAAAUAUUAUAUGUGUUUAAUUUCAGUACAUGUCUCCCAAUUUACGACCUAUGACAUAUAUGAUUAUGAUUUGUUAUUAUCUUUAAUGUCGUUCUUUAGAGAGAUCAUUAAACAGGUUUUAUUUCCAUUACAAAUAUAAAUAAAAAUGAUUCUGCAACGCAACGUUAUAUUAAUCUAAUGUUUAUUUGGGACUAAUGAUACUUGAUUAUUGCUUUAUGCAUAUGUUAUCACAUAGCUAUUAUCGUUAGAAAAUUCAUAUUUCACAUAUUCACGACAUUUAUUCAUGCAAUGUAAUAUUCAUAUUAUGUAAUAGAAAUACAUAUCCCUCCUUAAGUAUUUAGUUCUUAAUGAAAUAUUUAUAUUUUUAAUUUGUAAUUCGUUGAAUUUUGAUAAGAGUGAGAGAGAGAGAUUAAAAAUGCGUUGUAUUUCACGGAACUCUCUAGAGUUAUCACGAACAAAUUUUUGAAAGAAAUAAUAAGAAAUUAAUUAUAUAGGUAUAUCUUUUUCCUAGUUAUAGCAAGUUGUUACUACCAGAUAAGUUGCAGUGUUACUAUUGCAUUUAUAAUAUCAACAACUUUUUAAGGUCUACUUCGCCGUAAUGAAAUAUUGUUGACUACUAUAAACGAUCCAUAUACUUAUUAUCAAAAAGAUUCAAUAAUUACAUAUUAUAUAAUAUUAGGUAUAUAAUUUUUUAACUGAUACAGAUUUAUUCUAUAUAUUUUUAAAGAGGACGUAGUAAUUAUUCAUGCAACUUAUUCGGUGUAAGAAUACUCAUUUUUAUCGAAAAAUAUUAACAUCUGUUGCAACUGUAGAGUUCGAAUGUAAUCUGUAGAUACAGAAUUACAUAUUAUUAUGCAGUGUAUCUUAAAAGCGAAACGAGAAAUGACGAAGAGAAAACAUAUAUCUUUGGAAAAAUCUCAUUUUGUAUGCGACUUUAUUUGUUAAAAUUCUUGUAUUCAAGACUUCUCAUCUGUGGAUUUAAGUAAUUCUUAUGUCAUCCAUUGAAAAUGACGUUACGUUGCCUUUAUAUUAAAUCUUUGUUGGGAUAUAUACAUAACAUAUAUCGAGCUAGAGAUAUCACUUCGACCUUCCAUCAUAUAAUAAAUGAGGAUUAGAGACGAUAAAAUAAUUCGACCAAAGUCAGAUUUCCAGUGUCAGUCGAUUUAUUCGUUUAGAUCUGUUGAGGAUCAUUAUUAAUUUCGAAAACAUAUUUUAUGUAAUGUGAAAAAAAGUGAUUUAUAUAUACUGUAAUGCUGGCCGAUUUUUUUAUCAAUAUAUAAAAAUGUAAUUUAGAUCAAUAAUUAAUUCAGGACUAAACGAAUAAUCGUUAGGACAUACUUUUAUACUUGUUCGAUUAGUAAAAGCGUUAGAAGCAUACCCAAGAUGUACAUAGGAACCCCUAUGAGAUUUAUAAUAAACUCUCGAAACUACAAA